Molecule: messenger RNA, 6453 nt
Organism: Plasmodium reichenowi
Lineage: Eukaryota; Apicomplexa; Aconoidasida; Haemosporida; Plasmodiidae
Product: ABC transporter, (CT family)
Exons: 1
Coding region: 1-6453 (2150 amino acids)
Biological process (GO): transmembrane transport
Cellular component (GO): membrane
Molecular function (GO): ATP hydrolysis activity; ABC-type transporter activity; ATP binding
Source: RefSeq, a predicted model, not a curated record
AUGAGACGGAGAAGCGUUUACAAUUUCGAUCAGGGAAAACAUGGCUAUUUAAUGAAUCACAUAUCUUGGCUUAAUUUUGUGAGCUUCAAUUGGAUUACACAACUUUUAAGAUGUCUUAAGAAUGAUGAUUUUGUAUUACCUUGUAUAGAAGAAACAAGUUCCAUAGAACAUUAUAGCACCAACUUAAAUAGGAAUGUUCGAAAUAUCCAAUUAAAGAAAUAUAAUAAAUAUAAUAAUUAUUGUUGUAGUAAAUAUAAUGAUGGUAAUAAAAGUUGUAGAUGUUCUACAAAUAAUCAUAGAAAUAAAUUUAAUGAAACCAAAAAGGAAGAUCAUUUUUUUAAAAGUAGUGAUAUUACAUAUGCAGUUUUGAAAACAUUUAAAUAUUAUUUAAGUUUAAUUAGUUUCUUUCAUAUUGUACAUACUAUAUUUCUAAUAUUCGUUGCUGUGUGUAUUGAGAAAUAUGUCUUGUUAAUAAAAGGCGGUUCAAAUGUUGUAACUCUACCAUUUGGAUUCAAAAAUUCUAAAGUGCUGUUUGGAUUUAUAGUCAUUUCAGUGAUAUUCAUUAGUCAGUUUUUUGAUGCCGUCCUUUGUUAUUAUGAUUUUAGAUUAAGAGUUAAUAUGGAGGUAACCGUUAUGUAUUUUUUAUACAAAAUAACGUUAGGUAAUUUCAACAAUCAAUUGAUUAAUAGAAAUGAUUUGUAUGAUGACCAUAGGGAAGAGGGGAAGGACCAAAAUAAAAAGAAAUAUCAAAAUGAUCAAAAUAAUCAAAGUGACCUGAAUGAUCAAAAUGAUCAAAGUGAUCUGAAUGAUCAAAAUGAUCAAAGUGAUCUGAAUGAUCGAAAUGAUCAAAAUAAUCAAAAUGAUCAAAAUGACCAGAAGGAUUUACGUGAUAUACGUCAUAUGCACGAUAAACAUGUUAAACAUAAUGAUGAAGAAGAAAAUCUCUUUUUACAAAAUGAAGAAAGCAAAGAUUCAACAAACAGUACGAUAUAUAUAAAAAAUAGUAACAACCAAAUGAGCCACAUAAACGAUUUGUCUAUUACAAAUAAUAUAUCAGAUGUAAAUAUUUUAUCGAGCAUAAAAAAGCAAGACCAGAAUAACAGUAAUAAUGUUUCAAGUAUGGAUAGCAACACCAACUACAUGAGCAAAACGACAUGCUUAACUUGUACAGGUUCCGAAUUUAAUAAAGAAGAAAAAGAUGAAAAAAAAGAACUUUUAGAAGAAACCAAAAAAGAAGAUAAAGAAGUAUUCGAUAUUAGUAUAUAUAAUAUAAUGUUUAUUGAUACACCCUUUUUAAUUUAUUUUAUAACAGCAUUAAUAGAAUUGGCAAAUAUGAUAAUAAAAUUUAUAAUGUCUUUUUAUAUGUUUUAUUAUAAAAUGGGUAGUGCGGCUGUAUUAAACGGUGCUUUGUUAAUUAUAAUAAUGUAUGGAUUAAUGUUUGCUUUUGAAUUUUCAUCUAGUUUAUUUAAAUUGAAAUAUUUAAAAUAUCGUGAUACAAGAAUAAGUAAUAUGCAUCAUAUAUUAAAAGAAUUCAAACUAAUGAAAAUAUUUAAUUGGGAAUCUAUAGCUUUUGAUUAUGUAAAUAUGUUUCGAAUAAAAGAAAUGAAAAUAUGUAAAAUCAGAACAUAUUUAAGUUCUUUAAGUAAUUAUGUUAAUAAUAUAUCUGUAAAUAUUGUAGAAGUUGCUAUUUUCUUUUUUUACAUAAGAAGUGAAUUAAAGAGUAAUAAAACCGUCAGCUUCAGUUCUUUAAUUACACCUCUUUUUGUUUAUAAAUCCUUAAUCUCUGGUGUAUCGAAUUUUCCAAAUAUAAUAAAUAAUUUAAUAGAAGGUGCUAUAAAUAUUAAGCGUAUUAAUAGAUAUAUAAAUUAUUAUUUGUUUAACAAUGACAUGAAUGAUUAUUUUAAGCAUUCAUUGAAGGGUAUGAAAAGGAAUACAUGUAACGUUCAAAAUGGUAAUAUGGAUAAUAUGAACAAUGUGAAGAAUGUGAAGAACGUGAACAAUGUGAACAAUGUGAAAAAUAUGGAUGAUUUUAUGGAUGAUUUUAUGGAUGAUUUUAUGGAUGAUUUUAUCGAUAAUUAUAUGGAUAAUUAUAUGGAUAAUAGGAUGGAGUACAAUAUAAAUAUCAAUAGUAAAAAUGUUUGUUCAUCGAAAGGAGAAAAGAACAAGAAAGCAUUUUCAAGAGAUGAUUUUUUAAAUCAUGAACAAGGGACGAUGCAAAGUUUUUACAAAUUUUUGGAUACACACAAAAAUAAAAAGAAUAUAAACGAAAAAGAUGAUAUCUCAAAUAGAAUAAAUAAAAAGGAUUGUGUAAAAAAAUGUAGUAAUAAAUUAUCCAAGAGUAACAAUAAUAAUGCUGUAGGUAAAAAUAAUAAUUCAUUAUUUGAAGAGAGAAAAGGGUGGUAUCCAAAAAAUAAACAUUUUAAGGAUAAUAUAGUGAUGAACAUGAAGAAUUGUUAUUUUUCAUCCAAAAAUAAUGAUGAUUAUAUAUUAAAAAAUAUAAACUUAACAUUAAAAAAUAAUAGUGUAAUUAUUAUACUUGGAAAUGUGGGUUCAGGAAAAACCAUUUUCUUUUAUUCAUUAUUAGGUCAAUUUAAAUUAUCAUGUGGUAACUUUUAUUUAAAAAAUUAUAUAUAUAAUUAUAUGCCUAUAUUAUAUGUACCACAAUUUAAUUGGAUAUCCUUAGGUACAAUCAGAUCUAUGAUAUUGUUCGGAAAUAAAUAUGAUGAAUCUAUUUAUUAUGAUGUGAUUUUAAAAAGUGAAUUAUUUCAUGAUAUAAUAUCCUUUAAGAAAAAAGACAUGAGAUAUAUAAGUGAUGAACAUAGUUUGAGUAAAGGACAAAAAGCUAGGAUAUGUUUAGCUAGAGCAUUGUAUCAUCAUUAUAUACAUAUGAAACAUAUGAAUUUAUAUUAUGAGAAAAAUGAAUUCAUAAAUGAAAAAAUGAAGAAGAUAUCUUUAAAAAGUAAUGAUAAUCAUACUGCACAGAGGUGUAAUGAUAACACAUUAUAUAAUAAUAACACAUCGCAUAAUAAUAACACAAUACAUAAUAAUAACACAAUACAUAAUAAUAACACAUUACAUAAUAAUAACACAUUAUGUAAUAAUAACACAAUACAUAAUAAUAACACAUUACAUAAUAAUAACACAUCGCAUAAUAAUAACACAUUACAUAAUAAUAACACAUUAUGUAAUAAUAACACAUCGCAUAAUAAAAACAGUUGUAGUAAAAACCUUACAGAAGAAAGGAAUAUAUCUUAUCUUUAUCUUUUUGAUGAUUUGUUCACCUCUCUAGAUCCUUGUAUAUCCAAAGAUAUUUUUUAUAAUUUAUUUUGUGAUAAAGAAAAGAUACAACAUUUUAAAAAAAACAGUUCUUUUAUUUUAUCCAUAAGUGAAAUAAUAUUAAAUAGUUUUAUUUCAAGUAAUUGUAUUCUUAACAACAUGCAAUAUGAUGUGUUAAUAUAUAAAUUAGAAAACAGUACGUUACAUUAUGAGGGCAAUUUAGUAGAGUAUAUAAAAAAAAACAAUAUAGUGGUAAAAGAAGAUGUCGUUCAAACGAAUAAACAGUGUGAAAAAAAAAGUUUAACAAAUGAACAAAUCAAAUCGAUGUUAAGUCUUAAUGAAGAUUGGAACUAUAUGCAUCGUGUAAAAAAAAAAAGUAUCACUCAAAAAGAAACUACCCAAAAUAAUGAUAAUAUUAAUGAUAAUAUUAAUGAUAAUAUUAAUGAUAAUGUUAAUGUUAGUAAGGAAAUACUCUCAUGUGAAAUAAAGACAAAAGAUCAUUAUAAUAAUAUUCAUUGUAGUAAAAACAGUCUUGAAAAACAUAAUAACAGUAUUUAUAAUAACAAAGAAAAUGAGCCCAGAAAAAUACUCAGCGGAGAUAUAAAAUACCAUAAAUUUAUGGUUCUUAAACAAUUCAAAACAAUCUAUUCCUUUAAAACCAUUUAUUCGUUCAAUACAGAAGAAACUAAUGAUGAUGAUUUUAACAAGAACUAUUAUAGAAAAUUUACGAAGGUUAUUCAGAAUUAUAACAAUCAAUGUGUAGAAGAAAAAAAGAAAAGCUUUAGAAAUUAUAAAAGCAUUAAUAGUUAUAAUGAAAUAUUAAUUAAAGACAAUAAGAAAGUUUGGGAAGAUACAUAUUAUGAAAAUGAUUAUAUAGAUGAAUAUGAAAAAAUAAAAAAAAAUGUUUUAUCUAAAUUAAAAUAUAAUUAUUAUAUAUCUUGUGAUUAUAAUAACAGUGAAAAUUUUGAUUUUAAUGAAGAAUUAAAAUUUAAAGGAAAUAUUAAGUUAGAAACAUUUUGGUGGUAUUUAAAAAAAAUUGGAAGACCUCUUAUAAUUGUUAUUAUUAUAUUUAUGUUAAUUUCUAUAUUUACAGAUGAAAUAAAAAAUUUAAUAUUAUUUUUAGCUAGUACUAUAUUAAAGAGUGGUGAUAAGAAAGAUGAAGAAAUUUUAAAUCAACAAUUAGUUUAUUUAAAUUAUUUUAUUUUAUUACCAUCAAUAUCUUUAUUAACAACAUUAAUCUCUUUUAUGUUAAUAGCACAUGGUAUUGUUAAAUCAGCUAUUAAAGUACAUACAGAAGUAUUGCUUAGUAUAUUAUAUGCUCCUAUACAUGUAUUUUAUAGUAAUAAUCUAGGAAAUAUAAUUAAUAAAUUUAUAACAGAUGUAAAUAUAUUAGAUAAUGGAAUUAUUAAAAGAAUUUAUAAAACUUUUUAUACACUCUUUCGCUUUUUAUUUACACUCUUUUUAUUAAUAUAUAUGGUAAAAUAUACUAUUGUUAUAUUUCCAUUUAUUAUGUUAAUUAUAUAUUUUUUUGUAUUUAAUAAAUAUUCUAAAGGAUGUAAAGAAGCACAAAGAGGAUUUUUAGCAUCACAUGCACCCUUAUGUACAAUAUACAGUAAUACUAUUAUAGGAAAGGAUGUAAUCAAUUUAUAUAAAAAAAAUAAUUAUUUCUUAACAUUAUAUAAACAAAAAAUAUUUGAUUUUAGAAAUUAUACUAUAUUUAAAUGGUCAAUAACUAUAUGGGCAUCUUUAUAUGUACAAUUAAUUGUUCUAGCACUAACCUUCUUUUAUAUCAUAUAUCCACAUUUCUUUUUUAAACACGCAAAACAAAACCAUGAAAUCAACUAUGAAAAAGAAGCUAGUACGAUAGGUUAUUGUAUUACCUUUUCAUGUAGCCUUGGUUUUGUUGUAAAAAGCUUAUUGUAUGACUACACACAUGUAGAAAAGGAAAUGUGUAGCACACAAAGAUUAGAAGAAUGCUCCAAGAUGAUUAAAGACGAAGGUUAUUCUGAUGAUAAUAUAACUUCUCAAAAUAAUAUACAUAACCAUGAAGAUAAUAAUAAUAAUAAUAAUAAUAAUAAUCAGCAGGAUUCAAAUUUAUUUAUAUCUGUGCCUGGUUCGUGUUAUACUAAUGAAAAAGAAAAUAGGAGAAAAUACAAAACAGAACUUGUUAAUAAUACAAAAGAUAUGUAUUCUAUAAAUAAUGAUGAUUUGUUACAUAAUGGAGACAUGUUAACACAUCCAAUUAAUAAUCAGAAUAAUAAAUUAAAAAAAUUACAUACCAGUCCUCAUAUAGAUAAUAAUAAAAUAAAAUAUGGUAUAUGUUUCGAAAGAGUAUUUGUUAGCUAUAAAAAGAAAAUUUGUGUUGAUAGAAAAAAUAAUAAAUAUGAAUAUGUAAAUGAAAAAUCAUGCUUAAAAAAUAUAAAUAUAUAUGCUUUAAAAAAUCAAAAAAUUGGUAUCGUAGGAAAAUCAGGAGCAGGCAAAAGUACUAUGAUACUAUCUAUUCUAGGUUUAAUAGGUACUACUAGAGGAAGAAUUACUAUUGAAGGACAAGAUAUUAAAACCUUAACUUUAGAUGAAAGAAAAAAUAUGAUUGGUGUAUUACCACAAUCGUCUUUUGUUUUCUUUCAUUGGAAUAUUAGAACAUUUAUAGAUCCAUAUAAAGAUUUUACAGAUGAUGAAAUUGUUCAUGCUUUCAAAUUAAUAGGAAUUAAUUUAAGUUAUGAUGAUUUAGAUAAAUAUAUUUAUAAACAACAACAACAAAAAAAAAAAAAAAAAAAUACACAUAACCUAUGGAAAAAAAAAAGUUUUAUUGAUUUAACGAACUCUAUUUCUUUAUCAGAUGAAUGUAUUAGAUAUUUAUCAUUAGUACGUCUUUUCUUAAAUAGACAUAAAUAUAAACUCAUUUUAAUCGAUGAAAUACCUGUCCUUAAUUUCUGUUAUAAUACCAAAAAAUUAAACAACUUCUUUACAACAGAUAUUAAAUCUUUUGAUUAUAUUAUUAGAACAUUCUUUCAAAAUACUACUGUACUAAUUAUUGCUCAUGAUGCCAGUACACUCUCCUGUUGUGAUUUUAUUUACGUUAUCGCGAAGGGAGAAGUAGUCUACAAAUGUAGUUAUAAAGAUGUUAAAACGCAAACCGAAUUAGCUAACUUGCUUCAAGAAAAACAAUUAAAUUGA